AACAUUUUCCUGGGAGGAAUUACUUUAUAUGGUUCAGUAAAGGAUAGAGAAACUGAUGUGUACUGAGAGUUAGGGACUGAUAAGAAUUUCUGAUAGUUCUCUGCUGGUAGACACUGGUUCCAGUUUGAAGUUGGAAGUUUGUCUGCACUGGGAAGGAGGUGCACUGGUGUGAAGAGACUGGUGCAUACUGGGAAGGAGGGAGAGUGAAGCCGGUCUGGUGGAAAGAUGCCACGCUCUUUCCUGGUGAAGAAGCGACAGGGUCUGUCAGUGGCUCGACGCUGGAAGGAGACCCCCGAACAGCAACGUGGUGAUGGGUACAUACCAGAACCUUGCCCCUUGCCAGCCCCUGUCCUCGAGCCAGCCCCAGAGUCAGAGACUGGAGUGGGGAAGACAGCGGAAGAGUGGCGGACACAGACUCCCAACCUGGGGCCCCCCGGAGACACCCUGCAUCAUUACAACCCCAGUGUGGUCCCACAUCCCGCUCCGGUCGUUUAG
Molecule: messenger RNA, 495 nt
Organism: Polyodon spathula (Mississippi paddlefish)
Lineage: Eukaryota; Metazoa; Chordata; Actinopteri; Acipenseriformes; Polyodontidae
Product: putative transcription factor Ovo-like 1
Exons: 3
Coding region: 226-495 (89 amino acids)
Source: RefSeq, a predicted model, not a curated record